This is a messenger RNA of Penicillium soppii, 1101 nucleotides long. Its product is annotated as pyridoxal phosphate-dependent aminotransferase. NCBI's taxonomy places the organism in Eukaryota, Fungi, Ascomycota, Eurotiomycetes, Eurotiales, Aspergillaceae. The transcript has a single exon. Gene Ontology annotation, molecular function: catalytic activity; pyridoxal phosphate binding. The record is from RefSeq and is a predicted model, not a curated record. The coding region runs from base 1 to 1101 and encodes 366 amino acids. Gene Ontology annotation, biological process: biosynthetic process.
AUGCCUAUCGAGAUUGAAUCGCCGGAAGAAUACGGCUACGAUAAAAUCAAGUACAAUCUUUCCGAAAGUUCGAUCUCAGACCAGUCCCUCGGAUCUUUAGGACUCCAAGUGCCCGAUUUGAAGUUGCUAUACAAUGAGCACCAAGGAAGCACUGCUCUGCGCAAGCUCGUUGUUCAGGGAUCCGAUGAACUUAAGUAUAAAGAUGUUCUCAUCACAUGUGGUGCAGCAGGAGCUUUGUUCAUUAUCGCCAGCUCUCAAUUGAGCAUCAAUGACCAUCUCGUGGUGAUGCGCCCGAACUACGCAACCAAUCUUGAGACACCCCGCGCGAUCGGCUGUGGAAUUUCUUUCAUUGAUCUGUCAUUUGAGUCGGGAUUUCAGCUUGACUUGGAGACUCUGAAGAAUACUAUCAAACCCAAUACCAAACUCGUCAGCAUCACCACGCCUCACAAUCCCACCGGCACGGGAAUGUCACUCGAGACCUUGAAUGAUGUCGUUGCUUUGACCAAAGAGAGAGGUAUUCUACUGCUAGUAGAUGAGACCUACGCCGACAUCUCAUACAGUGAACGGCUACCAAUCGCCGCCUCUCUGGGCAACCACGUCAUCAGCGUAUCUUCUCUGUCCAAGUCUUACGGCAUCCCCGGUAUUCGGCUCGGAUGGCUGAUCAACAAGAACACUUCUCUGCAAGAGACUUUCCUAGCUGCGAAAGAACAAAUCAACAUCAGCGGUAGUGUGAUCGACGAGUGGAUUGCAGAGCAAGUUUUGUCGCGGAAGCAUGAGAUUCUUGCAACCACCAUUCGCGAAAUGAAACAUCGCCGCGAGAUAGUGGCUUCGUGGAUUGAGAGAGACGAGCUACUGGAAUGGGUCCGCCCAGAAGGGGGUAUUGUCUGUUUUCCGCGUAUCAAAGAUGGAUUUGAGCCAGCUGGUGGCUUAGCUGCCUUUUAUCAUCGCCUACUUCACAAGUAUGGCACCUAUGUUGGACCCGGCCACUGGUUUGAACUCCCGGAUGUCUUUUUCCGGAUUGGAUAUGGAUGGCCUACGGUGGCGGAGCUUGAAGGUGGUUUGCGAGCUAUAUCUGAGGCUCUGCGUGAUACCUCAAGCUAG